AUGGACGACGACGUAGCCCCUAACGGCACCCAGGACGACGCGGAGGACGACCUGGACGCGGAUCUAGGAGGAGGAAACGCGAAUGACCUCGUGAGGCUCGCGUUGUUCAGCGAGCAGAAGCGCAUACCGCUUCGUAGGGACGACAUCAACAAAAGGGUGCUGGGAUCGCGAUCGCGCACAUUCAAUGCGGUAUUCCACCUCGCUCAGUCGAAGCUGCAGAACAUUUUUGGCAUGGAGAUGGUCGAGCUGCGUUCGCGUGCAGCUGCCAACGCCGAUGGCGAAGAGGGUGAAGGAAACGACGUACAAGCCACGGGUGUUCGCAAAAGAGGUGCCGCUACCGGAUCUAAGACCUACAUUCUGCGCUCGACCUUACACCCCACGAUCAUCGAGCACGCGUCCAUUGCAGACGAGAAGAUCAUAGAAGAAGAAAUCGCCGCUUUGCCCGAUGACGAUGAUGAAGACGACGACGACAUCGUCCCGCGGAAUAACGGGAGUGUGAUUGCGUGGAACAGCUCGGACCAGCUCGGCGCGGUCGGCGUGCUCUACGUCGUGCUCGCGCUGAUCCUCGUCAACGGUCGUAUCAUGAACGACAUGGACCUCCGAACGCAGCUCAAACGCCUCCGCUUAUCGUCCAACAACAACGACCGCAUUGAGCUCACCGCGACGAGCACGCACCACGAUCUCCCUGUGGACGACUUCCUCAGGCAGUGCGUGCGCCAGGGCUAUCUGGACAAGCAGAAGACGGGCGACGCAAAAAGUCAAGGUGGGAAACGCGGCCGGCCGUCGCAACAACAAGAAGACGGCAGCGCGACGUACGAAUGGCGUUGGGGUCCGCGCGCACAAAGCGAGGUGGGCGAACGCGGCAUAGGCCAGUUCGUCGCCGCGUUCAUGGUCGAGCGAACGCGGGACGGCGAUGAAGACGAGGAGCAAGACGAAGGCGCCGCCACCCAAGGCCGGCGCAAGGAAACUCAGGCCAAGAAUAAAAUUGAGGCGGUCUACAAGGGCAUCGAGCGCGCUGCUGGGGGCACGCUGUCUGACGUCAAGUAG
Molecule: messenger RNA, 1047 nt
Organism: Punctularia strigosozonata HHB-11173 SS5
Lineage: Eukaryota; Fungi; Basidiomycota; Agaricomycetes; Corticiales; Punctulariaceae
Product: MAGE-domain-containing protein
Exons: 7
Coding region: 1-1047 (348 amino acids)
Biological process (GO): DNA repair
Cellular component (GO): nucleus
Source: RefSeq, a predicted model, not a curated record